This is a messenger RNA of Cooperia oncophora, 771 nucleotides long. Lineage: Eukaryota; Metazoa; Nematoda; Chromadorea; Rhabditida; Trichostrongylidae. The record is from the annotation of a GenBank genome assembly.
AUGUGUUGCAUGAGCAGUUGUUGUUGUGUGGGCGAUGCGUCCACUGAUAAUUACGAAGACCUGUUGCAUAAAGGUCGACGAUCGUGCACUGACUGUUCAUUUCUGGUUCUUUUCCUGAUCUUUUGCGGAGGUCUGGGUUGUAUUGCUUGGUAUGCGUUGGAGCAUGGUGACUCGUAUCGUAUCAUUUUCGGAUCAGAUAGCUUUGGGAAUACAUGCGGUCGCAAUAAUGAACCAAUUUGGAUACGGUCGAAUAAUAGCGUAACAAGGAAACAGUUCGAAUUUUCCGGACAGGAUAUGACUGACAGAAGAUUCAUUUUUCCUCUGAACGCUUCGAGAGCUUUUGACACGAUAUGGGCUUGUGUUCACCAGUGUCCCGACCGGACCAUUACUAGCUACAAAGAAAUUUAUGAGCUAGCAGUGGACCAUAAUAAUAGUUUAUGCGUUGACUAUGACUCGGCGUUGAACAUCACUGAACGCAAGCCUCGUUUUGGUGUGUGUCCUCGGCUCCCGGUUUUGAAAAGUGUCGAUGUCAUGAAUCGCUGUCUACCGGAAGAUUUCCUAAGUUUCGGGAAAGAUCUUUUCAGUAAGAUACUUGAAAUAGACUUCAUCCGUGGAUUCUUUCAUGAUCUUAUUGAUACUUCGCCAUAUCUACCGCAAAUGUGUUUGUUAGCCUUGGUUUUGUCGUUGUUCUCCGUUGUCCUGCUACGAUUCUUCGCUGCUGUGAUCAUUUACUUUGUGUAUUUGGCCGUUGUGGUGAUCUCUGUAGGUUAG